Molecule: messenger RNA, 1960 nt
Organism: Mizuhopecten yessoensis (Yesso scallop)
Lineage: Eukaryota; Metazoa; Mollusca; Bivalvia; Pectinida; Pectinidae
Product: low-density lipoprotein receptor-related protein 4-like
Exons: 9
Coding region: 314-1513 (399 amino acids)
Cellular component (GO): membrane
Source: RefSeq, a predicted model, not a curated record
UUGGUUGUUACAAGCAGUAUACUGAUCUUCUGCAUCCCGUUCAACUACUCACUCAUAGUUAAAUUCGCUCUAAAAUCUUUUCAUGCCCAACUGCAACUCAUAUUGGAGGCGUUAUCUGUUGUCCAUUCUCGCUCAUCGUAACCGUUCAUGAGUAAACUGGCCUAUGUCGCCAUUGUCCUCAACAAGGAAGAUACCUCUAUGGGCUGGGUUAAUACUUCUACAUAUUCACAAGGACGUUUACAGUGCAGGAGUGUAACAACGAAGUGUGCGUUCCAUCAGCUUUGGUUUGUCUUGCAGGUGGACCCGUUUGCUCAUGACGUGGACAUUCAUACAACUAGUGUUUUCAAUUAUAUGUGUCGCAGGUGCAGAAUAUUACGUGUAUACGAAUGGUGAGAAGGCCAAUGAAGGGAAUGUACAAAUUAACGACGGUUCGACCUGGUUUGACCUUUGUACAGACGGAUGGGAUGAUACGGACGCGACAGUGGUGUGUCGUAUGCUAGGCUACACGGGUGGUGGAGCUACUGCUAGUAUUAACGCCAAUGGGUCUACGUUUUCCUCCAUGGUACAGUACAAAUUUGAUUGUGAUGGUACCGAAACGUCUCUCCAGGACUGCCAAACAAGUAGCAGUAACCAGACCGUCUGCCAAAACAGCUCUUUUUCCCACGUGUCAUGUGCUGAAAUUCCUGUGCCGAGUGAUUUCUUUCUACUGACGUUUGAUGCUUCUAUUGCAAAAAUGGAUCGAGCAUCUGGAAGUCUUUCAUUGGUGCAAAAUGGAUUUCUUGGCGAACUAAGAGCUAUUACUUACGAUAGUUUACAGGGCAACAUAAUCUGGACGGACAUUCAAUUGAACCAAAUUGCGUUAUGUGCGCUCAACGGAGGGGAGACAACCGUGAUUUAUCAGGCCGGAAACGGCAGCAAGAUGGACGGUAUUGCAAUGGACGUAACUUCCCGCCUAAUAUUUUAUACUGACACCGGAUAUGACGAAAUUGGAUUCAUCAACGCAGACACUUUCGUAAAAACUAUUGUGGUCGAUACCAAUCUGGAUGAGCCAAGAGCCAUUGUGUUAGAUACACAAACAAGAGAAAUUUUCUGGACAGACUGGGGAACAAGUACUGCGAUUGAAAAAUCGAACUAUGACGGUUCCAACAGGACAACAAUUGUCAGUACUGGGCUUGGCUGGCCAAACGCUAUGGUACUCGAUGGUGAUCUGUUGAUAUGGUGUGAUGCUAAGAACGAUGUCUACGAACAGGUGCAUCGAGGUGGCACGGGAAGGACUACCUUAAGAACAUUAAUCGGAAGCCAGUGUUUUGAUUUCAUUUUGUUCGAAGACUAUCUAUAUGUUAACGAUUUCCAUUAUCAACAGAUAGUUCGAGUGAAAACAGACGGCACUCAGUCUUCGUUAUAUGGACCACUUUUGUCUAAGCGAUAUGGAAUAUAUCAUCACAUACAAGGUAACACCAACCAUACCAAUAGGCUCAUUUUCAUUAAGUCUACAUUUACCAUUAAGAUUUAAGUAGUCUGUUUGUUGAUCCCUACGUAAUUUACAAAUGAAUUGAUAUAACGAUGAUCUUUUAACACAGAGAGUGCAAUCUUUGCGAUUAAAUUACUGCCACGCAAAUUGUGGUACACUUCGUUCAGAACACUCAUGAUAUGUUUUCUCCAAUUGUUACUUUUUCUAUAUCGAAUCAAUUUAUGUUGCUAUAAAUAUAAAACAUCUACUUGUACAGAAAAACCUUUUUCUCAAAUACUUGAUGAAUAGGAAAUGGGGGUUCUGCAUAAAAUCCGUCCCACCCUCUAUAUUUAUAGCAAAUCCCUCCCUAUCGGGAUGGAUCAGUGAGAGACCAGUGAGGGAUGAGGGACUGACCACAUGGCCUUUCAUAGGAAUUCCCUCUCAAAAUAAAUUGAAUACGCCAUAGGGAACAUUGAGGGACUACCUUGCGUCAAGUCUUUUUUUUUUAGA